Molecule: messenger RNA, 4223 nt
Organism: Lutra lutra (Eurasian river otter)
Lineage: Eukaryota; Metazoa; Chordata; Mammalia; Carnivora; Mustelidae
Gene: C8H12orf56
Product: chromosome 8 C12orf56 homolog
Exons: 13
Coding region: 1-2100 (699 amino acids)
Source: RefSeq, a predicted model, not a curated record
AUGCUCGAUGACGAUUCACCCGAAGCGCCUCGCCCCGCCCACUGUUGGACCCGCACCCAAGUUCGGGGCCCUGCGCCACGGGGAGGUGGCGGCGUCGGUGGGGCGGGCGGCUUUGUGGCGCGCGCGGGUUCCAUCGCAGGCGGCGCGGAGGCGGGGCCGGGCCGAGGCGUCCACCGCCCCCGGCACUGGGCAGGGCUUCGGGCGCCGCGCAUGGCCGGCCCCGCAAGGUCUGGCUUCCCCUCGCACACGAAUAGCCGUCUGGACGCGUUCCUGCGGAGGCAGCUGCUCCCCGAGGUCUACGACGCCAUCCGCGCCUACGAGCCGUGCAUCGUGGUGUCCGAGUCGGAGAAGCACGCCUUAAAGUACGUGGUGCUCAGCGAUCGGCUCAUCUACCUGACCGAGAACCCGCCCAAGUCCAUCCGGCGAGCCCUGGCGCUGCGGGACGUCGUGGCCAUUGACCUGAUUGAUGAUUACCCACAAUUUUUGAGUCCACCAGAUAGAGAAACCAACCAACAUAUUCGUAUCAUCCAUUCUUCAAAUGUUUUAAAAAAAGAGCAUGAAAAAUCAAAAGGUGUCAAGAAAUUCUCAUUUCCAUUUCAUCAUGGUACUUCUGACAACAAAAAAGUCAAAGAAGAGAUUAAUGGUUCUGUCUUUUGGAGAGGCAAAGAGCCCAGAAAUUUGAAUGAAUCCUCUCUCAGGUACCACCAAGAGAGUAGAACACCAUCCAAGGACUCUACAUUCUGUCCUUCAGACCUCAAGAAUCUGUCUUCUCAUGGCCAAAGUGCCCUUCGACCCUUACCGACCCCCUCCAGGAGGAGCUGUCAGUCCACAUCAGCUUCUGGAAAGGCUGUCAGCAUGCCAUCUUGCACAACCAACACAAAAGAACCCAAGGGACUUCCAGAUCACAAAGGUUCUCUAAGUGAAAUCCCUUUCAAGUGCAAUGGGAACGGAAAUGAGUUUCACUUAGGAAAUUCCUCCCUGGCCUCCCCUUUACAGAACAACCCAAACCUAGAGAAAAAGGCAUCAGAACUUCAUUUGUACAUUAUUUCCACAACCUCAUCAAUAUUUCUGCACUUAAAAAGUUCAUGGAACAAUUAUAUUAUAAAAGCUACUCUUUUACAAGAUCCCUUAUAUGUUAGUGAGCUCAGUCCUGCUAUUGGAACUCAAAAGCCAUAUAGAUCUGAGGAGAAAAUAAAGCACUUCAGUCAACUGAAAUCUGAACUUUUUCUUAAAGACAAUACUUUAAGGAAGAUACUUUGCUUGAUUACAGAACUUAAAGUAGCAGCCCAGAAAAACUUCAUUCUGAAACGGCUUUUCUGGAAAACCAGUGACCUUUUCUAUUUCCUGGUGAACAAACUUCAUGAGUACUUGCCAGAGUCUAGGGAUAAGAGCUCACUUCAAAAUAAAAGCCAAAGGGCCGAUGAGCUGGUAGCAUGCAUUGAAAUUAUACAGACUCUGGGACUGAUGUUCAGAGAAACAGAAACUGAGUCAUCGCGCCUGAACACGUUGGCAGCUAAGAAGGGAACACUGUUUAAUCUUUUGGUAAUUUUAAUUAGUGAACCUCGGAUUCCAAAAUCUUGUCCUGUGUUUGAUAUCCAGUUGGUGGCUGAUUCAACUUUAGUUGAGAUGUCUUUUGAUGCUAAGUUACAGAAGCUUAUUGUGGAAUAUACAGACACAGCUACAGCACUUUUAUAUGAGAUACUUCUUGUCUUUCAGCAGGGAAAUCUUGGAUUGGGAACCACUAAGUUUGCUAUUAGCUGGAUGAUGUCCUUCCUCCAGAGUCGUCCUCCCACAAUCACUUUCGUGGCCAGUAUUGUGAAGCAAAUGGUAAAGGGGCUUUCAGCUUCAUUUCCGUUGCUAAGUCCGAGCCAAGCAGUUCUGCUGUAUCAGCAAUUUUACAUCCUCAGGAGCUGCCUGCAGCACAGCAAGACUUUGGCUGAGUAUAUUAGGAACGACUAUGGAGAAGAAUUCAGGUACUUUAUUCACAUGCCAGCCUUGGAAAAAAGGCUCCCAUUGUGGUACCCUCUUACCCAACCUACCAUUCAACUUUUUCAUGAAGUUCUGAAAUUAGUUGAACAGAAACAAUGUAUGAAAUAUUAGUAAGAAUCUAAAAUGUUAACCAGGAGUCAACCUAAUAUUUAUGAGAAAACCUGUUUGAUUUGUUUAAUAUCUGGAUAUCCCUGUGUCUCAUAAACAGAUUUUUUUUUAAUGUUCCAACAAUUCCUGUAAGAGAAGUCCUGAAAGUUUUUUAUCUGCCACGAAAAAGAAACUUUAAAUACACUGACACUCAUAAAGUGAUGCUAAAAACAAAUGUUCCUCUCGAAAAGUUCCUAAAAAUAAAAAACUACAAAGGGAACAGAAGGCCAUGGAAAACAACUGUAGAAAGUACAACCUGAUCAGUUUUGUUGGUGUAAUAAUGGUGAGCGGUAGAAAGUCACUGAAAUGUCCAAAGAUAAACUGUGGUUUACAAAGUGAUCAUGACAAGAAAUGCCGAGCAGCAGGCUGACACCCUCCUUCUUCAUCUGUAAAAAUUCUAGUGAAAUAAGUAUUCAUGGGAGAAUGAGCAGAAGAACACAGGCAUAACUGUAAGGAAGGUCAGGUCCUCAUUUAUCUUAGGGAAGGAAGCUUGGACUUUCUUCAGCACAAUUAAGUGCAUUCUGGUGCUCAGUUCAGGCACCUGUGGGCUAGUGCAAGCAAUCUCAUAGAGUCUCCACAGAGGAGAAAUCUCUAAGCAGUUAUGGCUCUCCCAACCAUUCGGAAAAAAAUGUCUUCACUAUAUCUCAUGGCAAUAAAAUAAUCCAACAAAAACUUCAUUUUAAGCUAUUGAAUUUGGACUUUCAAGAACUUAGAAAGUGGGUCCUUUAUUUGACCUACCAUGACUUGAAGGAGGAUCAGAGAAAACCCCAAAGAAAGAGCUUCCAAACCAGAUGUGCCCAGGCUGUGCACUGUAGAGAGGAUUAAACUCACUCAUGACAUCUGGUAAUGCAUUGUAGCUGAGCCAUUAACCAGCUACUUGACCCCAAACAAGUAGUCUACUCUGCUGUGUGGAAGGGUGGGACGAGAUGUUCCGCAAGCUCCAACAUUCCCCCUUCUUAAUGCUCUGUGAUGGGGCAGUGCCUUCCUCUGCUAUCCUGGUUCAUCGGGUGACUUCACGUGGAUUCCAAAUAAUCCUGCUUUCUUCAGACUGAACAAUUCCCUUUCAGCUGUCCCCAAUAUCAGCCCAUAAAGCGUCCAAGCCCUCUCCACCAUCACCUAUCAAGGACUACAAGUCUAGUUUCCAGUGUGAGGGCAGUGAUGGAGGGCGUGGAAUGGUGUCUGUGAGUGUCCUGGGCUAUCAGAUGAGGGAAUGUUCCCAGGAAGAUGGUCAGUCAGAAGCAUACGAAAAGAUUUUGGGGACAAAGGCAACAAGACUUCAAACUGGACUAAUGAUGGACAGUGGGCUGUCCACUGGUGAAUGGCGGAACCCACAGAAUGACAAGAGGGUCAACUCAGCUCUGCCUCAGCUUCUAAACAGUGCCUUGGCUCUGGGUCAGUAGCGGUGCCAGCUCCAGAAAGGGCUUGGGCUUCCCUCCCAUUGUCUGAGGUGCAGGAUGCCUAUUCGCUCCCACUGUUCUCUUUCCUUUGAGAGCAUGCUUUAUCAGAUCCAUGGGAGGAAAGCUCUGUCAGAACGCAUCUGCGUCCUUCCAUGUAGGGCUCCAUCAGUGGCAUUCUUGAAAGCUAAUGGCUGCAUUUUUGUCAUCCCGAUUUUCUUAUGGCAUUUGUCUAUUUGUUUGCACAGUGUGGGAGGGGAACCCCCAAAUCAACACUUGAAAGGGUUAUCCUGCUACAGUUCUUUCCCACUCUUUUUUGCAUUACUGCCAAAGCCAAGAAAGUCAUGAAAUAAUCCGUCUCUCUUAGUGAGCAGGCACAUUUGAUUGACUAAAUAUUGACUUCAAUUACAGAAUGCUUUUAGGAAAUCUAACUGUAGAAAAAUUUUGCAUACGAAAAUCACGUAUAUAACUUUUUACAAAUACAAAGGGUCAUCAAAAACAGAAGCACACAUAGCUAGUUUUAAGGCUGGGCUGAAGAUUCUAGACUCUUUGGCCACUUUUAGAAUACACAAGUAUUGCCGUUUACCACCCGCACUAAAAGUAAAUUCAUGGUAGUAAGCUCUACCGCUUUGUAUAUAAUAUAUGUGUGCAUUGUAUGUGUAAACACAUAUCUAUAAUGGGGGUAAGAACAUG